AUGUCUAGUUCAGGGGGCAGCAACGCCAAAAAGCCACGCAUUGACUCGAACAGUCUGCUUUCUACUGUACCAUCUCGAAUGUCACUUUCCAAUGGACCUGGAUCAUCAGGUGCUCGUCCACUCGUCGCAUUACUCGAUGGUCGCUAUUGUUCUAUCGAAAUGCCAAUACUUAAAGACAUGGCAACUGUAGCCUUCUGCGAUGCACAAUCAACAUCUGAAAUUCAUGAGAAAGUUCUCAACGAAGCAACUGCGGCACUAGUCUGGCAUGCAAUAACCUUGAAAAAAGAAGAUUUACUUAAAUUUAAAGCAUUAAAACUUAUCGUACGGAUCGGCUCUGCCUAUGAUAACGUUGAUAUAAAGGCGGCUGGUGAACUAGGUAUUGCUGUAUCAAAUAUUCCAUCGUUGUGUGUGGAAGAAAUGGCAGACACCACACUGAGUAUGAUCUUGAAUUUAUAUCGACGCACAGCUUGGUUAGCUCAAGCAGUCAAAGAAGGUAAACGUGUUUCAACUCCAGAACAAAUUCGUGAAGUUGCCACUGGUUGCGCACGUAUACGAAAUGAAACAUUAGGCAUUAUUGGUCUUGGACAAGUUGGCAUGGCUGUUGCUAUGCGAGCCAAAGUAUUCGGUUUUAAUGUUAUCUUUUUUGAUCCUUAUUUAUCCGACGGUAUCGACAAAGUUUUAGGCAUUACUCGAAUAUUUACACUACAAGAUUUACUCUACCGAUCGGACUGUGUCACACUGCAUUGUUCACUCAAUGAACACAAUCAUCAUUUAAUAAAUGAUUUUACGAUAAAACAAAUGAGACCUGGCGCAUUUCUUGUUAAUGUGUCACGUGGCGGUCUCAUCGAUGAGACAGCUCUAGCCGCUGCAUUGAAAGAUAAUCGCAUUCGUGGUGCAGCAUUAGACAUAUUAGAAAAUGAGCCGUACAACUUAGCUGCUGGCCCAUUGAAAGAUGCUGUGAAUCUAAUAUGUACACCACGAACAUCGUGGUAUAGUGAAGCGAGCUCGCAAGAGAUACGAGAGAAUGCUGCACAUGAAAUACGUCGUGGUUUAAGUAGUAAAAUGCCUGCUUCACUUCGUUAUUGUGUCAAUCGAGAUUAUCUUAACGUGCCUCGUUCUGCCUAUGACAGUGCGUUGAAUGGAGCAACAUUUUCAUCGCUAUUUCCAUUAGCAGCACCAUUCCUUUCGUCACCGGGACUGUUAGGUGAUCCAUCACUAGUAGGUUCCAUACCUCCACCAGUCCUAUCGUCAGCGCUUCAACAACAAUCAGCAAGUUCAUCGACAGGCAAUGUCACAUCAAGUAGUAGUACACCAUCGUUACUUUCAGCUGCUGGAAGUAAUUCGCCAGUCGUUGUACCUGUUAAUAUUGGUGAGUCGGCUUUACAAGCAGCGGCAAAAGCCGCAGCUGCUUCACUUGGAAGUAACAAUGGCGGAGAAUCAACUGGCGGAGAUUCAAUGCACUAA
This is a messenger RNA of Adineta ricciae, 1464 nucleotides long. Lineage: Eukaryota; Metazoa; Rotifera; Eurotatoria; Adinetida; Adinetidae. The record is from the annotation of a GenBank genome assembly.